Molecule: messenger RNA, 2286 nt
Organism: Candoia aspera
Lineage: Eukaryota; Metazoa; Chordata; Lepidosauria; Squamata; Candoiidae
Gene: COTL1
Product: coactosin like F-actin binding protein 1
Exons: 4
Coding region: 205-633 (142 amino acids)
Biological process (GO): regulation of actin filament polymerization
Cellular component (GO): cortical actin cytoskeleton; site of polarized growth; actin filament
Molecular function (GO): actin filament binding
Source: RefSeq, a predicted model, not a curated record
AGCGGCGGCGGCGGCGAAGGGACCCAUCCCCGCUGGCAGGCGACGGUCCCUGCGGAUGCUGGCCAAGCCCGCUCUGUUGGGACACUUUUUUCUCCCCCGGCGGGCGGGCGCCUCCCCUUUUCCGCAAGGAUCCCAGCUCUCCGGGCGUCUCUCCAGCAGACCCCCCCCGGCCUUGAAUUUCGGGAGCGCGUCUUAGGGAAGGCGAUGGCCACCAAAAUCGACAAAGAAGCUUGCCGAAGGGCCUACAAUCUGGUGAGGGAUGACAGCACGGGGGUGAACUGGGUGACCUUUAAGUACGAUGGCUCCACCAUCAUCCCAGGACAUAACGGGGUUGAUUACGAAGAGUUUAUAGGACAAUGUACAGAUGACAUUCGGUUGUUUGGCUUCAUCCGAUUCACCACUGGAGAUACCAUGAGCAAGCGGGUCAAGUUUGCACUGAUCACAUGGAUAGGGGAGAAUGUCAGUGGCCUUCAGAGAGCUAAAACAGGGACUGAUAAGACACUUGUGAAAGAAGUCGUACAGAAUUUUGCCAAAGAGUUUGUGAUUAGUGACCACAAGGAACUGGAUGAAGAUUACAUCAGGAGUGAGUUGAAGAAAGCUGGGGGUGCAAAUUACGAUGCUCAGGCAGAGUAAACAAGAAAGUGAAUACACUGUGCCUCCUGCAGCCACCUGUCUAGAUCUGCAAGGAGAGGAGGGGGGAAAAGCACAAUUUAUUUUUGAAAGCAAAACUGGAAGAUGAUUUGAGCGAGGCAAGUGUGAGAACGAAGCGGCUUCAUUUUAGAUGUCUCUGAAGUCUGUUCCUGUCUCCUGAAGUGGACCUCAAUUUUUCAUUCCACCCACCAAACCAGCUCCUUCUCAUGUGAUCUUUCCAUCUGACGUGUUCUUUUAACUGCUGUCUUUCUAAUUUAACAAAUAUUACAUAGGUACCUGGCUCCAUAGGAAAUUGGCCACAAGUCAAUGUGUUCGUUGUAGAGCUUGCUGAAUGGUUCUUGAGAGCUUUAGAUCUUUGUUUGAUCCUUGGUCAAUCUGGAAAGCCUCCAAGGAUGAAAAAUGCUUUUUGACUGAAUCCAUUCUUGACUGCUGACCCCCCUAACCAGCCGACCAAAGGGCUCCCGUCGUGCAGAAUGAGUUACGCAGCCCAUGAAUUGCAUGCUUUCUCAAAAGUAAUCUCUACUGUGUUGGGUGAGAUUUGCAAUCUUCUCCACUCCACAGCAGGAUUUACUUCUAGGUUUCAAAAAACCACAGAAUCGCACAGUUUCCCCCAAAUAAGAAUAGCAAGGGAGCAGUGAACUAAGACCCACACAAGGCUAAAUGCAGCUCCACAACUGGGUUGUAAUUGUUAAUGGGACAGAAGAGAGAAAAUUAGAUACAGAGUGAAUUAUGAGGCAGGUGGUGUUUGAUUAACUGAAAUGAAAUGGUAUUUAAACUGGGCCUGGAUCUUUGGCCAAUGGAGCAGUCGAGUGUGAUGACUGAUCUGCUGUUCAAAGCCAAAUGUGGGCCUUGGUUAAAAUAGGUUAUGUACUUGUGGGGUAUAAAACUGUGCCCUUAUAGCAUCCUAGCAAGCAUAUUCAUGUAUUUACUGUUUCACUGUGUCCAGGGGGCUUUAUUCCCAGAUAGGUACAUGCCAGACUGUGGUUUUAUACCAUUCCAUUGAGCAGGUUUACUUAAAAGUAAUUUCCUCUGAGCAAAAUGGAACUUCAUCUCAAAUAGUUGGGCUGAGCAUUGUAGUCUCUGGCUGCAAUCAUGCACACAUUUUCCUAGGAGUAAGCUCCAUAGGACACAAUGGGAUUUCUGGGCAAGCAUGCAUAGGUGGAAAGUCAGAGGAAAUUUGGGGGGGAAUGUGUUUGUUUGCAGCCCCUGAAAUCAACUCAAGCUAAUGUCACUAAUGGUCAGAGGGAAGCUGAAAUAUUUGGUUGCAUUAAACAGCCAUCAUGGGAAAACAAUCUUUUAUUUCAGUUCUUAAUGGAAUAAGAAGGAAUGUAAUUUGCCUUAAAGUAGUAGCUUGGUUCUGUAUCAUAGGAUUUUUUCUCUUUCUUUCUUUCUUUCUUUCUUUCUUUCUUUCUUUCUUUCUUUCUUUCUUUCUUUCUUUCUUUCUUUUUCUUUCUAAUACUUUUCUUUGAAUUUUUUUUUAAAGAAGAAAUUGCUGUAAAGGGCAGUAAAUAAGGGGAGAAAUGUCUCCCCUUCUGAUUGUACUGUUUUGUACCUUCAUUGUUAAUUUUUAAAAUGUCUGCAUUUGUACCCUGUGUAAGAUGAUUGCUGGUGAGGACUUGUAAACAAUUACACAAC